AAUGAAUUGAACUAAAAAAGAAAGCUCUGUUUUGAGAAAUCGAUAUGCGUGCAAUACAAACUCUCUCUCUUCUCUCUCUUCCCUGACUUUAUUCCCACUGUUUCAGCUCAGAUCACUGUCUCAUCUUUCUCUCUCUUCAAGUUUUUUGAACUCAGUUGUUUGUUGUUGUUGUUGAUGUUCUUGAACAAGCUUAGCUUAGGGUUCCUUUCUUCAUUCAUUGUUUUCUUCUUAUAGUACUAACUAGUUCAAAACUUCAGUUUUCUUCAUACCAUCUUUCUCUUUCUUCUUCCUCAAGCUCCAUAGAGGAAGAAGAAGCACUUAAGUUAAAAGGGUCGGUUCAAAGUUCAAAUUUUUACAACUUUUUUUUUUAUGGCUUUUACAUUGGGCUUUUGCCCAAAUAAAAGAAAAACGCGUAAAUUUAGUUGAGAAGCUUCCAAGUUAGAAGCUGUUUUUUUACUUCUUCUAGAGAUAAGACAGCAAAAAAUUCCGGUUUUUUUGAGACAAAAAAACAUUUGCUGCCACUGGUUUUGUUGAAAACCAGAAAAGGAAAAAAAAAAAGUAACGGUUUUUAAGGUUGUGUGAACAAGGAUUUCAUGUUUCACUAGUUGGAACUAUUGGUUUUUAGUUCAGUUUCACUUCUGAAGUUUCUGUGAUACUUGGUCUUUUUUACUUGGUUACACAUAUUUAUUUGUUUGUAAUCGUAAUUGUAUUUGUAUGUGUAUUUGUACUUGUAUUUUGUGUGUGUAGUGUACUAUAAACACAACCCUUAUUUGGGGUCUUAAGAGUGUUCUGUGCUGUGUUGUAUUGUAUUGUGCUGUAUUGCCCUUUUUGGUUUUAUUCUAGGGUGUGAUUGUUUAAGUUAAUUUGAGAUUAGGAAGAUGGCUAUGGCUGUUGCACAACAACAAAGAGAUAACAGCAUUGAGAGACACCUUGAUUCGUCUGGCAAAUAUGUGAGGUACACUGCUGAACAGAUUGAAGCUUUGGAAAAGGUUUAUGUGGAAUGCCCUAAGCCUAGUUCAUUGAGAAGGCAACAGCUGAUUCGGGAGUGCCCGGUUCUGGCCAACAUUGAGCCUAAGCAGAUCAAGGUUUGGUUUCAGAAUAGGAGGUGUAGGGAGAAGCAGAGAAAAGAGGCUUCUCAGCUUCAGAGUGUGAACAGGAAACUUUCUGCGAUGAAUAAGCUGUUGAUGGAGGAAAAUGAGAGGCUGCAGAAGCAGGUUUCACAGCUGGUGAAUGAGAAUGGAUUUAUGCGCCAGCAACUACACCCUACCCCAGCAGCUCCAAAUGCUGACGGUAGUGGCGUUGAUUCCGCGGCUGCUGCUCCUAUGAACUCAUUGAGAGAUGCUAAUAGCCCUGCUGGAUUCCUAUCAAUUGCGGAGGAGACAUUGACAGAGUUCCUUUCAAAGGCUACAGGAACUGCUGUCGAUUGGGUCCAGAUGCCUGGGAUGAAGCCUGGUCCGGAUUCGGUUGGGAUAUUUGCCAUUUCUCAAGGUGGCAACGGAGUGGCAGCUCGAGCCUGUGGUCUUGUUAGUUUAGAACCUACUAAGAUUGUGGAGAUAUUAAAAGAUCGCCCAACUUGGUACCGUGAUUGUCGGAGUUCAGAAGUUUUCACAAUGUUCCCAGCUGGAAAUGGAGGAACAAUUGAACUUGUUUACACACAGACAUAUGCUCCAAUGACACUGGCUUCUGCUCGCGACUUCUGGACUCUAAGAUACACUACAAAUUUGGAAAACGGAAGUGUUGUGGUUUGUGAAAGGUCACUGUCUGGUACUGGUGCUGGCCCUAAUGCUGCAGCCGCCUCACAGUUUGAGAGGGCUGAAAUGCUCCCUAGUGGCUAUUUGAUUCGACCAUGUGAAGGUGGAGGAUCGAUCAUCCACAUUGUAGACCACCUAAACCUGCAGGCAUGGAGUGUGCCAGAAGUGCUGCGGCCGAUCUAUGAAUCGUCGCAAAUGGUAGCUCAGAGACUGACAAUUGCGGCACUUCGCUAUAUCAGGCAAGUAGCUCAAGAAACAAGUGGUGACGUGGUGUAUAGCAUGGGUCGGCAACCUGCAGUUCUUAGAACUUUUAGCCAACGGUUGAGCAGAGGUUUCAAUGACGCUGUCAAUGGAUUCAAUGAUGAUGGUUGGUCUGUUCUGAACUGUGAUGGUGCUGAGGGUGUUACUAUUUCAGUAAAUUCAAUCAAGAAUUUGAGUGGCACUUCUAAUCCAGCAAGUUCCCUUUCACUCCUUGGAGGAAUUGUCUGUGCAAAAGCUUCUAUGUUACUCCAAAACACCACUCCUGCUGUUUUAGUUCGCUUUCUGAGGGAGCAUCGCUCGGAGUGGGCUGAUUUUAGUGUUGAUGCCUUUUCUGCUGCAUCACUUAAAGCUGGCUCCUAUGGCUAUCCUGGAAUGAGGUCUACAAAGUUCACCGGCAAUCAAGCAAUCAUGCCUCUUGGACAUACAAUUGAACAUGAAGAGAUGCUAGAAAUUAUCCGCCUUGAAGGUCUUGCUCAAGAUGAUUCUUUUGUUUCUAGGGAUGUUCAUCUCUUACAGUUAUGUACUGGAAUUGAUGAGAAUGCUGUGGGGGCUUGUUCCGAGCUCAUAUUUGCUCCAAUUGAUGACAUGUUCCCAGAAGAUGCUCCCUUAGUGCCUUCUGGUUUCCGCAUUGUCCUGUUGAAUUCUCAACCAGGUGAUACAAAGAACACAACAACAGCAAAUCGAACCUUGGAUUUGACAUCUGGUCUUGAAGUAAGCCCGGCAACAGCUCAUGCUAACGGAGACGCAUCGUGUCCUAACAAUCGAUGUGUGUUGACUGUUGCCUUUCAGUUUCCUUUUGAGAGCGGUCUGCAGGAUAAUGUUGCAGCCAUGGCACGUCAAUAUGUCCGGCGUGUAGUUUCUGCCGUGCAGGCGGUUGCAACGGCUAUAUCUCCAUCCAGUGUUAACACUUCUGGUGGAGCAAAGCUCUCCCCUGGCACUCCAGAAGCACUUACACUAGCUCAAUGGAUCUGCCAGAGUUAUAGUCAUCAUCUGGGCGCGCAACUGCUGAGAUCUGAUUCUCUUAUUGGUGAUAUGCUACUGAAACAUUUGUGGCAUCAUCCAGAUGCUAUUUUAUGCUGCUCUUUGAAGCAAGUGCCCGUAUUCAUCUUUGCUAACCAGGCUGGCCUUGACAUGUUGGAAACAACUCUAGUGGCUCUACAAGAUAUCACACUGGACAAAAUAUUUGAUGAGUCUGCACGCAAGAAUUUGAUUGCAUAUUUUGCGAAGUUAAUGCAGCAGGGGUUUGCUUGUAUGCCAGCUGGGAUCUGCAUGUCAACAAUGGGGCGACAUGCUUCAUAUGAUCAAGCCGUCGCGUGGAAAGUGCAUGCUGAAGACAACAGUGUUCAUUGCUUGGCUUUCUCAUUCAUUAAUUGGUCAUUUAUAUGACCUAUUGCUGGAUUUAAACCCCCACUUUUUUUUCCCACUUGUUGAAUACAAAAACAAGGGUAUAAUCAGGAUAAAAUUUUAAGAGGGAAAAAGAAUUCAGUUUUUUUUUUUUUUUUUUUUAUGCACAUUACAAGAUCAUGUUUGGAUCAUUUUCAUUGAAUUAGUUGUUACUUUGGUACUUAGACCAAAAUGAUUUGAUCUUGUAAAAUUUUGUUCGUACUAGAAUUUAAUAAAAUGAAGUGGGGAUUUUGAUGACA
Medicago truncatula (barrel medic) is the source of this 3655-nucleotide messenger RNA. RefSeq names its product homeobox-leucine zipper protein REVOLUTA. The coding region runs from base 879 to 3398 and encodes 839 amino acids. NCBI's taxonomy places the organism in Eukaryota, Viridiplantae, Streptophyta, Magnoliopsida, Fabales, Fabaceae. The transcript is spliced from 18 exons. Gene Ontology annotation, molecular function: lipid binding; DNA-binding transcription factor activity; DNA binding. The record is from RefSeq and is a predicted model, not a curated record.